This is a messenger RNA of Amoebophrya sp. A25, 982 nucleotides long. Lineage: Eukaryota; Dinophyceae; Syndiniales; Amoebophryaceae. The record is from the annotation of a GenBank genome assembly.
UAGCACAGCGGUCGGAUGCUUGGGUGGCGAAGUGCAUUGGAGAUCUACUAUUAAGGCUUGGAAGUUGGCAUCUCUAUGGGCAUCUCUAUGAGCAUCUCCAUGAGCAUCUCUAUGAGCAUCUCUAUGAGCAUAUCUAGCAAGUAGGAAAGCCAUAGAUCAUAUGCGAGCCACUAGAUGGGGGUCAACUUUCAACCACUAAUGCUAGGGCCUGUUCAUUUUCACGAGGUUUGAAAACAUCUUCGUUAGGCUCCGGCUCUGCCCCCAAAGCGCGUACUAAAAGCAUGCUUCAACAAGAGCGAAGCGGAACACCCUCGAGAAUGACGUCAAUCGAGUUAAGGCUUAAAAGAAUUUGUGAAUUCAUUUCUACAAGCCAUUUCUACAAGCUAUAUUUUGUGUCUAGAAGUUUUGGGAGAAUAAUACGCAAGAAGUGAAGUCUUUUGAGCUCUAAUCCAAGGAGCUAGCUCUAGUAAGAAGUGGCGCCACUCGCGGACAGGGAGUCGAACACUGAGCAAUGAAUGCCAAAUUUCGAGUAACUUCAUGACCACGACGAGUAACACUACCAAUUCGACUCCAACGGUAGGGAGAGUGGAAAGUGGGGCCGCUAUUGUUAAGGCUACACGAAAUCCAUCUUCACACGCAUUCACGGGGAAAAAGGUUCUAGAAGGCUUUGCAGGGUGGAUUUCUCUUAGUUCUAAAAUUCUUGCUCGUGCUGCUGAAGGUUGGGCCAGAUCUGCAGCUGCUCGUGAUAGUACUACACCAACACCGCGGAAAAACUUGCCGGAGAACCAAGAAUCAUGGACACAUGGAGACGUCGAGUUUCAGGAUCUGCGGGCACACGGACAUGUGGACAAUAUCGACGUAGUAGACCAUGAUAGUGAUACUCAGCACGCUCGCAGCCGCGCUCUCCCUCUAGCUCAACAGCAUCUAACGCACCAGAACAAGCAAAAUGAGUGGCAUCAAUUGACACCUAUACUGCAGAAGG